AGUAUGCCACAGUACAAGUUAACAUACUUCAAUCUGCGAGGACGAGCAGAAAUCAGCCGCUACCUCUUUGCCUAUUCAGGCAAGAAGUAUGAAGAUCACAGGAUAGAAGCAGCAGACUGGCCCAAAAUCAAACCAACUAUCCCAUUUGGCAAAGUCCCCAUUCUGGAAGUAGAUGGAGUCAUCAUUCACCAGAGCCUGGCAAUAGCAAGAUACCUUGCCAGAGAAUCAGGUCUGGCAGGUCAGACGCCUGUGGAACAGGCACUAGCUGAUGCCAUUGUGGACACUAUAGAUGAUUUCAUGACGCUGUUCCCUUGGGCAGAGAAAAACCAGGACGUGAGAAAAAAAGCAUUCGAUGAUAUCCUCACCAACCAAGCACCUGAGUUACUGAAAGAUUUGGAUACUUUCUUGGGAGACAAAAAAUGGCUGGUGGGGAAUUCUGUAACAUGGGCUGACUUCUACUGGGAAGUGUGCAGUACGACACUUCUGUCCUGUAAACCUGACCUGGCAGACACCUACCCCAGGCUUGUGGCUCUCAGAGACAGAGUGCAAGCACUUCCAGCUAUCGCAGCCUGGAUCCAGAAAAGACCAAAGACAAUAAUGUAGAGCAGCUGUUCAGACUGGAAAAAACAAAUGCAUGUUUAGUUUUCAACAUGGCAAGCAUCCUAAGUUAUUAAUUUCAGAAUCAUUUAAAUUAAUUUCAGAUGGGUAUGCUGUACCAAAUCAAAAUCUACCACUUGUGUC
Tauraco erythrolophus (red-crested turaco) is the source of this 741-nucleotide messenger RNA. RefSeq names its product hematopoietic prostaglandin D synthase (gene HPGDS). Lineage: Eukaryota; Metazoa; Chordata; Aves; Musophagiformes; Musophagidae. Gene Ontology annotation, biological process: glutathione metabolic process. The record is from RefSeq and is a predicted model, not a curated record. Gene Ontology annotation, molecular function: glutathione transferase activity.